AUGUUUGCACAUCCAUUUUUGUCAUUCAUUUUUUUGAAGAACCCAAAGAAGAUCGGUACUUACUCGACGGGAUUCAGUGGUUCAUUACAAAAUCCAUCGAGUCACUGCCAUGCAAGCUCUAAUUCCAUAGGUGACAAGGUCAAAAAAAUAGACCACGUGCAUAUUCACGCAAUAGGCAAAAAAAUACCGUCACAUUAUUGCCAACAUUUUGAAGGAUUUAUUGAAGGCAAAAAGAAUGUCAAUAUUGGAGUUAAGCUAACAAAAGGAUUAGCAAUAUCAAAGGUUGAACGUGGAGCAGUAGCAGAACGAGUGGUGCAAUAUGGUGAUUUAAUUACAGAAGUUGAUGACAAAAAAGUAGAAUCGCGCGAAGAACUAGAAAAAAUAAUAUUGGAAAAAUGCAAAAAUGAUUACAAGUUCAAAAUUAGUGGAAUACGUCUGUGUACUAAAAUGGAACUGCAUGAUUAUCGUUUCCCCAAAGGUUAUGAACCAAGCCCAAAUUAUAAAUAUCACAUAGCAAUUUUAUAUUUGAUCAAUGGAUGUCGUCUAGCGCUUGCCGUUAAAUCGUACAAUUGCAAAGUGUUCGUCACACGUGUGGUUGAGCAUACUUUGACGGCAAUGAGUUUACUGUCAGGUGAUGCUAUUCUUGACGUCGAUCACAAGCCAGUGACAACCGUUUCUGACGCAUCAGAUAUAAUUAGCGAACGAUUAAAGAAACAUGGAUAUGCAACUUUGUUAAUCGAACAACCAAAUAGUCCAGAAGCAAAUGCGCAAGUCCGAUUAGCUUUGCUAACUGAAAAGUCAAUUGAUAUAGAUUUGCCACUUGCACCGGAUGUCGUGGAUAUUUGUAACCGAGAAAUCAGGCGAUUGAAGAAAAAUCUCAAUUUGCAACCGAAACAAAAAAUUUUGAAAAUCCCCAAGGCUAAGCCACGCUCAAGCAAGUCUCCUCAUAUCCAUGUGAACGAAAGAACAGAAGAUAUACCAAUUGCAUGUGAGGAUAAUCCAGCAUUGUUAAUUAAAGUACCACUCGUACCACCAAAGUUAGAACAAUCAAAUCCCUCUAAUGCAAGUGAAAAAUAA
Thelazia callipaeda (thelaziosis nematode) is the source of this 1077-nucleotide messenger RNA. Lineage: Eukaryota; Metazoa; Nematoda; Chromadorea; Rhabditida; Thelaziidae. The record is from the annotation of a GenBank genome assembly.